AUGUCCUACAACCCGUCCGUCCCACUCCCAAACGAAUGCUCGUUCUCGUUCUCCCACAACACACAUGCGAGAGCGAAUGGGAAUAAUGGUGCGUGUGGUGAAUAUGAUUUCCUCCCAAUUCCAGAAGUCACACCCGCCGGAUCGUCCUUCCUUUCCACCUCUCCCUCAGCCUACUCACCUUCACUCGAUCCCGCCUUCCCAAACAAGCAUGUAUACCACCAUGCACAUCACCUCUACAACCACAUUUUCAACACCAAUACACCACCCGCAACCAACCCCUCUCCCUCUCCUACCCUUCAAGACGCAGCUUACGCCCCACUCAUCACCCGGUCUGGGCAGCGGAGAGCGAGUUCGGCGCAGGGUAUCUUAAUCCCUAAAACCGAUGAACGGAAUGGGAAGAAUGGGCGGGGUGAAUGGGAUGAACGGGUUGGGUGGGUUGGGAUACGAACCUCUCCACACUCGCACUCGUACCCCAUGUCCUUAUCGAGGCUGAACACAGAAUUCACCUUUUCACUCACCGACCUCCCGCCCGACUCCGCGCUUUCCCCAUCCUCCUCACAAUCUUCCUCAGGUGGCACGUCACCUUUGAGUACAGGUGGAGUGGUCAUCGUCCUCGUCGGCGUCAGACAAGAACAUUGUGAAGGCGAAGAGAAGACAAGCGACCCCGAAUGCAAGGCUUCCAAGCCUCGAUAUGAGCGCAUAUAUAUACCUCGACGCACACCUUAA
Psilocybe cubensis is the source of this 726-nucleotide messenger RNA. RefSeq lists its product as uncharacterized. The transcript has 3 exons. The record is from RefSeq and is a predicted model, not a curated record. Bases 1 to 726 code for a protein of 241 amino acids. Lineage: Eukaryota; Fungi; Basidiomycota; Agaricomycetes; Agaricales; Agrocybaceae.